AGGACCGAAACGCCACUUCCGGGAAGAUGGCGGCUCAGCGGUCGGAUCUGGCACGUGUGUUGCGGAGAGGGGUUUGCAGUGACUGACGGGAUGAUGUGACCUUUUCUUUGAUGAGGACCUAAAGACAGUUGCUCUUUUUUCACCAUGAAUGUCGUCACCCCAGAGGUCAAGAGCCGUGGGAUGAAGUUUGCUGAGGAGCAGCUGCUAAAGCAUGGAUGGACUCAAGGCAAAGGCCUGGGCCGGAAGGAGAAUGGCAUCACACAGGCCCUCAGGAUAAGACUGAAGCAGGACACUCAUGGGGUGGGACACGACCCUGCCAAGGAGUUCACAAACCACUGGUGGAAUGAGCUCUUCAAUAAAACUGCAGCCAGCUUGGUAGUCGAAACUAAGCAGGAUGGAGUACAGAUAAAGCGCCUUUCUAAGGAGACCACCCGUCAUAAUCAUCCCAAGCCCAACUUGCUGUAUCAAAAGUUUGUGAAGAUGGCCACACUGACUUCAGGUGGGGAGAAGCCAGACAAGGACUUGGAAAGCUGCAGUGAUGAUGACAACCCGAGGCUCCAGCCUCCAAAAAUUUUGACUGAUGAGAUGUUGCUCCAAGCCUGUGAGGGGCGAACAGCACACAAGGCUGCCCGUCUUGGGAUUACAAUGAAGGCUAAGCUUGCUCGGUUGGAGGCCCAGGAGCAGGCCUUCCUGGAUCAGCUCAAAGGCCAGGACCCUGGGACCCCGCAACUGCAGUCUGAGUGCAAGCCCCUCAAAAAAAAGAAAAAGAAAGGGAAGCAGAAAGAGGAGGAGGCUACAGCAAUCGAAAGGAAUGCAGAAAAGAAAUACCCAGAACACAUUGACCAGAGCAUCAGGAAAAGCAAGAAGAAGAAAAGACAACAUCGAGAAGAAAAGGUCACAGAUGAGAGACAGGGAAUAACCAUAGGGGAUGAGGAAGAGGUCACAGGAACAAGAGAGCAUGGGGAACUGAACAGCAGAGAACAAACUGACCAGUGCCCCAGGAAAAAGAAGAAAAAGAAGAGGCAGCAACAUGAAGAGGAGAAGCGAAGGGUCUCAGAUAAAGGGAGAGAGAAAGAGGUUCUAGGUAGUGUCAUAACAGAGGUAGAGAGCCGAGCACACACUGAUCCAUGCAGCAGAAGCAAGAGGCGGCAGCAGGAGGAGGAACACUUGAACAUAGAAGAUAAAGAAGUUGAGGCUGUCGUAGAUGGUAGGAUCUGCGAAACAGAAUGCAGAGCAUUCAGUGAUAGGAAGAGCAAGAAAAGACUGCAACAUCAGGAGGAGGAUGUCUUGGUUACAAGGGAUGGACAUGAGGAUGGCAGCACUAGGGAGAGCUCAAGCAGCAGAGGGAAGAAGAGGCAGCAGCAAGCAGAGGAGGAAAGAGCCAGAGUCAGCACUGACCAGAGAGCAAAAAAAAAGAAAAAGAAGAGAGACUGAAGGUCAGGUAAGGGUGGGGCUCAGUCAAUUUCUUUUCCAAAGUUGUUGAAUCCUCAAGAGACCUGAGCUGAUGCAGGUCUCCUGCACCUUUCCAGUGAGGAAUCCUUCCCAAGGAGAAAACUGAGCUCGAAUACAAGCCUGCUGAGAGACAGCGGUAUUGCCAUACCUUAACUGACAGUGUGGACAUCUUUGCAGCUUCUAACCCAGAGAUCAUGAACUCAAGUGCCAGUAGUAGGAGCCAGGCAGCCAAAGGAAGGGGAGUGCUGAGGGUUGUGGGAACAGGAAUGCAGAUACCCUUUGAAUGGGAAUGUCCUGCUUUUAAAAAAACAAACUAGGAAGUACUUAGGUCAAUGAGCUGGUUUCAAACACUAUGGCAAGUGAUUCAAUAAACAUCAGCUUGGGCU
Messenger RNA from Pteronotus mesoamericanus, 1838 nucleotides. Its product is annotated as G patch domain-containing protein 4. The record is from RefSeq and is a predicted model, not a curated record. Bases 145 to 1434 code for a protein of 429 amino acids. The transcript is spliced from 8 exons. NCBI's taxonomy places the organism in Eukaryota, Metazoa, Chordata, Mammalia, Chiroptera, Mormoopidae. Gene Ontology annotation, cellular component: nucleolus. Gene Ontology annotation, molecular function: nucleic acid binding.